Molecule: messenger RNA, 866 nt
Organism: Oryzias melastigma (Indian medaka)
Lineage: Eukaryota; Metazoa; Chordata; Actinopteri; Beloniformes; Adrianichthyidae
Gene: mrpl48
Product: mitochondrial ribosomal protein L48
Exons: 8
Coding region: 163-771 (202 amino acids)
Cellular component (GO): mitochondrial ribosome
Source: RefSeq, a predicted model, not a curated record
UGUUGGGGACUAUUUCUUCCGACGGACACAAGAAGGACACAUCUUCCGGUCCAGCGGGCUGCGGUUCCUGUGUGUUCUUGUUCGUUAAAAAUAUAAAUUUCUUUACAGUCUGGAUGUUAAAUAUUUAUUUUUAGUGGAUAAAUCCCCGAGAAGCUGCGGAAAAUGAACACCGUCCUUCGAAAAGUGCAGGUGUGCGUCCUGAACCAGGCGCUCACAUCCUGCAGGCUGUCUCCGUCCAUCCAUCACCCUGGGAGGUCGAAUGAGCGGCUGUACAGGAGCAUGCCGACCCACGGCAUCGGCAGGUGGAGGUACCUUUUACCCAAACAAGCACCUAAGAAGAAGAAAGAGAAGCAGCAGAUGAAGCAGAUUCUGGCAGCAACCAGCUCGGCGCACGGCACUCUGAACGUCAGCGUGUCCGGUCACGACAUGACCCUGGUGGAGCAUUACUCGCAGUACGUGCACAACCUCUGCAACCGGCUGGGCAUCAAGGUGGCAGACAGCUACGCUCUGCCGACAAAAAGCACAGAGGUGAUGCUGAUGCAGGAGCAGGGAACCAAGACGUACGUGGACGCCGUGCUGAAGACUCACCAGCGGGUGGUCCAGCUGAGCAGCCUGAACGCGGCGCUGUGUCCCGUAUUCAUGGAUGUUCUCUUGAGGAACCAGCCGGAGGGAGUUCAGCUCUGCGUGAUGGAGCACACAGAGGCUGAUUUUCAGGCUCGCUUUAAGGCGCGGCCGGAGCUGGAGGGGCUCAUCGCUCAGAUAAGACAUUAGGACCGUUACCCUACCGGCCUGCGGAUGCCAUCUGGAGGACAAACCCUUCACUCUUCAUUUCAUAGGCGAUGUAUAAUAAAACUAUUGAACAUUAA